AACUUUUUUUUUUUUUUUUUAAUUUUUUUUUUUGGGGACCAACCAAACUUAACCCGCUGUGUUCAACAGUGGAAAACAAUUAAUGCCUCGACUGUGCACCCAGCAUCACAAGGUGACCGACUUCUAAGGCUACCUUAAUUAUGUCAGAUUCUUUGGAAUAGGAAGAGGAUGUCUGAGAACAGAGAAGCUCUGCUGAAGCAGGAGGAGAGGUUUUACCAUGAUGAGAAUUGCCCAGGUUGUAACACUAAUAAGCUCAAGGAAUCUAAUCCUGGUCUACCUUUGAAGCACUUGUUCUAUGUUUUUAUUAUUGUGCUCUCCACAGCUUUGCCAAUUUCAGUGCUUUUUCCUUUCCUAUAUUUCAUGAUAGAGGAAUUCCAAAUAGCAAAAAGGGAGGAAGAUAUUGGUUUCUAUGCUGGUUUUGUGGGCUCUGCAUUUAUGUUUGGGCGAGCUUUGACUUCUGUAAUCUGGGGGAUAAUAGCUGAUCGAUAUGGUCGAAGACCUGUCAUGAUAUUUGGCACAGUUUCAGUGGCUAUUUUCAACACACUUUUUGGAUUCAGUAGAAGCUUUUGGAUGGCAGUAUCUACGAGGUUUCUCCUUGGAAGUUUGUGUGGCAUACUUGGACCAAUUCGGGCUUAUGCUUCAGAAAUUUGUCGUAAAGAAUAUCAAUCUAUGGGAAUGUCAAUAGUUAGCACUUCAUGGGGAAUUGGAUUGGUCAUUGGUCCAUCUCUUGGAGGUUUUCUUGCACAGCCUGCAGAGAAGUUUCCAACUGCAUUUUCAAAAGAAUCUCUUUUCGGGAGGUUUCCAUACUUGUUACCUUGUCUUUUGAUAUCAAUCUUGGCAUUGGCUGCAACUGUUGUUUGCUUUUGGAUCCCGGAAACUCUUCACUUUCAUAGUAGAAGUGAUGAAGAGAGUGAGGAUUCAUGUAAUGCACCAGCGCCCAGCACUUAUGCAGUUGAUAUGAGAGGAAGUUUGCAAAGAUAUGAGGAAAAAGGUCAAGAUUCUCAACAAAACCUUCUUAGAAAUUGGCCCUUAAUGUCAUCUAUUAUUACAUAUUGUGUUUUCCAACUUCAUGACAUGGCCUAUACUGAGAUUUUUUCAUUAUGGGCUAUUAGUCCUAGGAAGCAUGGAGGAUUAAGCUACUCAAGUGCAGAGGUUGGUGAAGUUCUUGCAAUUUCAGGAUUUGGUCUGCUCGUGUUUCAGCUACUUUUAUAUCCCCUGGUGGAGAGGACUUUUGGACCAGUAAUUGUAUCUCGAAUUGGAGCCGUCUUGACAAUCCCAUUGCUGUCAAGUUAUGCUUUCAUAGCUAUGCUAUCUGGCCUCACCCUCGCACUAUUGAUUAACUGUGCAUCUCUCCUGAAGAACUUGCUCUCUGUAACCAUCACUACAGGGUUGCUUCUCCUACAAAACAGGGCUGUGACCCAAGAGAAAAGAGGAGCUGCAAAUGGCAUAUCAAUGACUGCCAUGUCUUUAUUCAAAGCAGUUGGUCCAGCUGCUGGAGGUUCACUAUUUUCUUGGGCACAAAAGCGGCAAAAUGAAUCUUUUCUUCCUGGUGAUCAUAUGGUUUUCUUCAUCCUCAAUGUUAUUGAGGCUCUUGGACUACUGAUGACCUUCAAACCUUUUCUGGCUCUACCUGAUGACGAACAUUCAGUAGCUCAGUUGUAGAAGCUUCAAAAAUUCUCUUUUUCCUUUGAAACACAUACAGCAGAUGGAAGGAUUUUUCAUACUUUAGAGAUGCUGAUUUGGGUAAGGUCCCACAUGAUAAGCUUAUACUGAUUUGGUGUAAUUUUCUAUAGGUGUUGGGAUUCAUGCUCCAAAAAGCAUUGUAAAAUUGCCAUUUUGUUGGAUGUAUUUACGAAAAUAUUGGUCAUUCAUCUCAUAAAUUAAUGUACUAGUUAAUAAGUUCCAUUUUUA
Ziziphus jujuba (common jujube) is the source of this 1911-nucleotide messenger RNA. RefSeq names its product protein ZINC INDUCED FACILITATOR 1. Gene Ontology annotation, biological process: transmembrane transport. Lineage: Eukaryota; Viridiplantae; Streptophyta; Magnoliopsida; Rosales; Rhamnaceae. Gene Ontology annotation, molecular function: transmembrane transporter activity. The transcript has 18 exons. The record is from RefSeq and is a predicted model, not a curated record. Bases 169 to 1662 code for a protein of 497 amino acids.